CUUUACGACGAAAAUAAAUAUUUUGGAUUAAAAUUCAUAAAAAAUAAACAAUUGACACAAUAGAAUGUGAAAAUGUUGAAAUACAUAAAACGGCAGACAAGCCGACGUCUCAGCAGCAGCAGCUCUCACGAUGCGGACGCUGACGUUGUGGAUACAGCUGCUGGAGGAGGAGAAGUGGGUCAACAGAAACGUCAUUCGUUGCGCUCCACAACAAGUUUCUGUGAUGAUAUAUUAAUGGAAGAGGAGCAACUGCAUCAGCAACAACAGGAAGGCGAGGCAGAUGGUUUAAGUUUGCUGACUGUGGAAGGAGCAGAUGAAGAUACAUUUAAAUACAAUUCACGUUUAUCAAUGACUUUAUCGGCUAUUGUAAGUGAGCCGAAUUGUUUGAGCUAUUUCAUACAAUAUUUGGAUUCGCAUCAAGCAUUGCCUUUGAUUAAAUUCUAUCUGGAUAUAGAGAACUUUAAGCGGGCAGCUUUAAUGCAAAUGGAUAAACGAGAGGAGAAAGAUAUUGAAGGUGAUGUGGAGGCGGAGGAAAAGUUACCCGAGGUAAGGGAAGAGCAAAACGAUGGAGAUCUGGAUCUAGACCUAGAUGUGGAUGAUAAUGUACCUGAAUUGAAGACGCUGUGUGAUCUAUCAAUGCGCAAACCUCUCACAGAUGAUGAGAAGAGUCUCAUCUAUGCUGAGACCAACAAGCAAUUGAACAAAAAGCAAAAGCUUUCCCUCGCAAGCAUCAAUGAUGCCUUGGCUAUAUAUCAAAAGUAUUUGAUAAAUCAUUUGGUUGAAUUGCCCAUUGUAAUAUUGGCCCAUAUAUCCUUGCUACUCUGUGGCAAGGAUAAAUCAAGUUCUUCGCAGUCCACAGCUAGGCCCAUAUUGGCCUCUUGCUUUGAUGAGGCUCGGGACUAUGUACUGCGACAGCUGGAAAGAGAUCAUCUAAGAGGAUUCUUACUGAGUAGCUAUUAUAGCAAAUAUUGUCUCGAAUUGUUGGAUGAUGAGAAAGGGGAAAAAGAGAAUUUAUCCAUAAAUAUCUAUGAUGUGCUAUAUAGUGAAUUGGCCUUGUUCUACUUUACCGAAUUCUUGGAACAACAUCAGGAACGUGAGGGUCUGGAAUUCUGGAUAAUGGCUAUUAAUUUUCGCAAGAGCUAUAAUGAUAACGAUGAGGAAAAUAACAAUGCAAGUGAAGCUAAAUCGGAUGCCAUGAUUAUAUAUGAGAAAUAUUUCUCAUUGCAAUCGCCAAGUCAGUUAUGGUGCUCCAAGCGAUUGCGUUCUCAUGUAGAGCAGGCCAUCUGUUCGGAGCUUCAUUUGGCCCAGGCAUUUGAUUUGCCAUUGCGGGUUAUAGCCAAAUAUUUGGAACAAAAAUAUUUUCAAGAUUUUCUCAAAUCUAACAUAUUCGAUAACUAUCUAAACGAAUUGAGGGCUAAAAGUGUGGUAAAACUAAGUGAUAUUGAAUCCUCGUCCUCCACCGGAUCCGCCACAUUGUCUUCGUCUACGAAUCUCCAGCAUAAAUUGAGUCUGCGUCGAAAUCCCAAAGUGAAUGCCCAGCAACGUCAUCGGAAAACGCUCUCGAUGUCGGAUUGCACCCAUAUAUCACAGCAUAAUACUUUAUUGGCCUCCAUGGAUAAUACGAAAAAUCAUGUUUCCCAUCUCAAUAUCGAUUCGCGGCAACUAACCAAUCCUCAAUUGCUGUGGGAACGUCCACGCGGUGCUUUGAAAUUCGGUCAUGUCAACUCUCUGGGACGUUACGAGCGAGACUUUGAGGGGGUGGAUUCCUCCAUGACGAAUUUGAAAUCCCAGCAACCUUGGUCACAAUUGAAGAGCGCCGUCAGGAAAUUAGUUAAUCUGCCGGAGGAAAAAGUACAAGAGGAAAUCGCUUGGCAGGUGGCCGAAAUGAUUGUUAAGGAUGUGACAAGCGUUACCCUAAAAGGAUCCAAGGCCUUGGUUUAACUAAGAACGAUCAAUGCUUUGCUUUAACUAUUUAAUCCUUUUGGUUUUGUUUCAUUUAGCGGCGCUCAAACUUAGCCUUGACCUAAAGAAUCUCCUAGAAAAGUGCACAAAACAAAAAAGAUAAAACAGCUCUCUAUGCAAAAACCAAGAAACUGAUGAAACUAAAAUCUAUUCUAUAUUUUGAACAAAAUAUUAUUUUUUAUUCUUAUUAAGUUAAUACAAUUGUUUAUUUAUGCUGAAGUUUAGGCUUUGAAAGCCAGCACAAAUGUUAACACAAAUGCUCUCUGUUGCUCUCUCUUUCUUUUUAUCGGAGUUUUAUGCGCGAUUUCAAAGCGUUAAAUUAAGGCUCUGAUGAAGUUAUGUAUUGAAUUUUUGUAUUAAACUCUAUUUACUCUCAUUUGUUAUGUAAA
Drosophila willistoni is the source of this 2351-nucleotide messenger RNA. It is a transcript of the gene pkaap, whose product is annotated as A-kinase anchor protein 10, mitochondrial. Gene Ontology annotation, cellular component: plasma membrane. The transcript is spliced from 3 exons. Lineage: Eukaryota; Metazoa; Arthropoda; Insecta; Diptera; Drosophilidae. The record is from RefSeq and is a predicted model, not a curated record. Gene Ontology annotation, biological process: intracellular protein localization. Bases 73 to 1941 code for a protein of 622 amino acids.